GCUAUUGCAGUAAAAUGGAAGCACAUAAAACCUUCAGCUGGUAACGAAAGUCUGUCGGGAUAUGUCCUAGAAUAUAAACAGAAAGGAUCUGAUAGCACAGACGCUUGCAGUGUGGCACUUGUCAGCACGAAAAAAUCGUUCAAAAUUCAAGUUGAGCAGAAUGUACUCGUGGACAGUAAAGAAUUUGUUGUUGACGGUGAUAAGAGUGUAAUAGAGGUGAACGACCUGAUUCCGGAAACUCGAUAUCAGGUGAUUUUGGAGUUCAGAGGGAUUAACAAUAACUGUAGACAGUACAAAAUGCAAACUUUUGUUACCGUAGAAGCAAAGUGUGUUGAAGGUUGCAUCAUUCAGCCGUUAAACGAGUCGUACAUUUAUGAGUCAUACCUUCGUAUGAUUCCGUUACCAAACGACAAUUACCUCGUCACGUGGCAGUACUAUAAACAAUUUACAAACCAAUCAGCGUUCAAUUACGUCAUUAGAGUUUUAGGGGAACCAUUUUUGAAUCAGCUUUCAGCCAACCUUGUUCCAAACGGUAACAGAUACUCUCUUCUGACCCAGUUGAACCGGAGUAAGACGUACACCAUUAAUCUUCAGGUCUUCAGUUCGAGCCAUGGAGGUCGACCUUUAGCGUCACAGUAUCUUCUAGUGAUGCCAAUGUCGGGUAAAAAUUUGUUAAUCUUUAAAGAUAUACUACGUUUAUCUUUGGGUAAAAUACUAUUAUCGCAAACUUUAUUGAAAUCUAGUAAAAUCUUCCCGAAUAUGGCUAAUUUGAAUAAAUAA
Ruditapes philippinarum (Manila clam) is the source of this 780-nucleotide messenger RNA. RefSeq lists its product as uncharacterized. The transcript is spliced from 4 exons. The record is from RefSeq and is a predicted model, not a curated record. The annotation marks the transcript as partial. Gene Ontology annotation, molecular function: protein binding. NCBI's taxonomy places the organism in Eukaryota, Metazoa, Mollusca, Bivalvia, Venerida, Veneridae.